AUGUCUGAGAACUUCAACCCAGAAGAUAAUUAUAGAAUCCCUUAUAGGGAUAAAUAUGAUAUCAUAAGUGAAGGUUUAAAUGAUAAUAUGUGUGCAUUUAUUGAAAUGAAUGGGAUGACUAUUUCAGAGGAAGAUGAUGGGUACGAUGAGAGAGUUGACUAUUUAAGUGAGAUUCUUGAAUUAUGGGCAAAAAUUAAUAAAGAUUUGAAUAAUAAUCAAAGUGAUACAAUUCCCUAG
Hyphopichia burtonii NRRL Y-1933 is the source of this 237-nucleotide messenger RNA. RefSeq lists its product as uncharacterized. Bases 1 to 237 code for a protein of 78 amino acids. The record is from RefSeq and is a predicted model, not a curated record. The transcript is spliced from 2 exons. NCBI's taxonomy places the organism in Eukaryota, Fungi, Ascomycota, Pichiomycetes, Serinales, Debaryomycetaceae.